AUAGUUAGGGGUUUGGGCUCGGCUGUUUUUAAAAAGGCAAGGCAGCUCUCAAGUUGAUCAGUCUGCUCAGGAAACCUCUGUUGGAGAAAGUACUGGAGUCCAAAAUUGAAGGGGGAGAGGAGUUGAGAUUUUGUGCAGAGAAUUGCCUUGCUCCUGCAGAGGACAUCUCGGGAAAAUAGCACACAUAUUUUAAAUUGGUCAUUUUAAGAACUUUUUCACAGUGCACGGCGAAAAGCCUGCAAUUAAUGUUUUUUUUUUUUUUAAAUAGAUAGCAACACUCUUGGAUAAAGACUCUUGGCUUUAGCUUUAAAAAUCGGAUUAUCUGACUGAGGCAUUGUGUUCAUUAGACCAGUCCACUUUUUCCCCUCCUCUUCGCAUUUGAGGUUUUAUGCUAUAACUGAAGAGAACACCAACGAUGUUUCUGAGUUUUUGCCUCUUGGUGACAUUUAUCUUGGGGCUGUCCGGGUGCUUGGGCUCAUACGUGCCGUGCGAGCCUUGUGACCAGAAGGCGCUGUCCAUGUGCCCUCCGGUCCCGGUCGGCUGCCAGCUGGUCAAGGAGCCGGGCUGCGGCUGCUGCCUAACAUGCGCCCUGUCUGAGGGACAGGCGUGCGGCGUUUACACCGGGACGUGCACCCAGGGCCUCCGCUGUUUGCCGAGGAGCGGGGAGGAGAAACCCCUGCACGCCCUUCUCCACGGCAGGGGAGUGUGCACCAACGAGAAAGGAUACAAACCUGUCCACCCGCCUAUAGAUCGUGAGUCUCGAGAACAUGAGGACACACUGACCACAGAGAUUACAGAGGAGCUGCAGCCAGCUAAAGUGCCACUCCUUCCCAAAGACAUUGUGAACAGUAAAAAAGUUCACGCGCUGCGCAAGGAGCAAAAGAGGAAGCUCGGCAAGCAGCGCUCCAUGGGAUCCCCUAUGGACUACUCACCUCUGCCCAUUGACAAGCACGAGCCUGAAUUUGGUCCUUGCAGGAGAAAACUGGAUGGUAUAAUUCAGGGUAUGAAGGACACUUCUCGUGUAAUGGCUCUGUCUUUGUACCUUCCCAACUGUGACAGAAAAGGAUUCUUCAAACGCAAGCAGUGCAAGCCAUCUCGCGGUCGCAAACGAGGCAUCUGCUGGUGUGUGGACAAGUAUGGCGUUCAGCUCCCGGGGACAGAUUACAGUGGAGGGGACAUUCAGUGUAAAGACCUGGAGAGCAGCAACAACGAGUGAAAAGGGGAGGACCGCCCUCUACCCCCACCCCCCGCCCCCCUAACCACCACGUGACCCAGGGCCCACACCUCCUCUCUGAAUCACACCUGUAUGCGCCGCUCUCACUACAAGAUUUUUGUUUUUUCAAAUUGAAAAAAAAAAGGAAGAAAAAAAUCCAAACGAAAGAACAGGCUGAAAAAAAGACACCUGUAUUUUUUUCUUUUCUUUUCUGUUGUUGACCAAGCACUCAUCUCCGAAUGAGGGGAAAAGUCCCAGAAGAUUUACUAGAUCCCUUGACUAUUGCUCAUGGGACCCCUUGUGUGAGCCGGGUCCCCUGGCUGCAGAUCCAUGAAAAUAUAUGCACACAAUGGAUAUAUUUUUAUAGAAACUGGGGGUUUCAAUACAACACUUUGUAUGAUGUAAAAUUAACAUAAAAUAAUUGUGAAGAAAAAAGCAUAAGGCACAUUGAUUGAAAACAGUUAUAUUUUAGGCUGUUGAAUCAGAUGCCACUGUGGAACUGACGAUUGGCAGAGUAAUUUUUUUUUUUUGUCUGUUUUCCAAACAAAAAAAAAAAGAAAUGAGAGAUAGGGAUAUGCUGUAACAGUUGACUCUAUCUGGGUAUGUGGUUCUGUCAGAGCACUUAUAAAUAGGGGAACCUGCUAAGAUAUGUGUAACUUCACAAAAUAAUGUGUGCAUGAAUGAGUGUAUGUGUACAGUGCGAAUGCGUGGUAUCAGCCUGUGUUGGUGUACGAUGGAGUGAGCCUAUUACAAAAAGAAUGUCCUUUUUUUCUUUCUCUUUUGUUUGAUUUUGUCACAACAAGUAUUGCUAGCGCUUGAGGUGGUCUUGGGGCUGGCCUUCUCUAAAAUGUAAAGUAUGUCUCGGGACACGGAGCGUUCAGAAACAAAAGAGUAAGCAGAUCGUUACAGAUGAACCUAUGUAAGUGGCUCUUUGACAAUGUAGCUAGCCUGAUAUGCCAACUGUGCCUAUUUGAACAGACACUGCCAUGCAGGGCGACACAGAGCUUAGAGAGCGCUGACUCUAUACUGGUGAAAUAAAGAUUACAGUUUUCAGCUUAAGUGAUGGGACUCACUUCUGACUUUGAUCUUUUGAGUUGAGUGCAUAAUCAAACUUGCCAAGUCAGGCCGGUUGCUUCUCUGAUUCAGUUGUGUGAAGUGUAGUUUUGUAUGGUUUUGUUUGUGCUGUUUUCUUUGCCUUCAGUGAAGUAAAGACCGCCCACUUUUGAGCCAUGUUCCUUUAUCAAAUGGUUUCCCCUCAGUACUGCUACUACAGUGUAACCAUGGUGUAUUACUUUUAAAUAUAGUAAUUGAAUGUUGUUUUUCCUGUAGAAACAAAGUAUGACAACAAUUUAAUUGUGCUUGGAAAAAAAAAAAAAGAUUUUAGCCUGUAAACGAUUUCAAUAGGUCCUCCAUGUAGCUUGUCUGGAGAAGGACCCAGAGUCAUUUGACUCUAUGGCAGUCAAAGAAGCUAACUCUCUGGAAACCUUCUGCCGACACGCCUCCAUGCAAAGUUUAUCUGCUUACGUACAAUUAAGGGGAUCAUGAUCAAAACAAAAAGGUUACAGGUUAUAACAGGGUCAUUUAAGUAGAGUUGUUCUCUCUCUGUGUGCAAGUCACAGUGCCUUCCUACAUGCAAAUACAUUUUAAUAGUGACGUGAAAGUGACGCAGGGCAGUUUCCUUUUUCAGACAGCCCCUCACUGGGACUGACACGUGUUAUGACGAUAAAAAAGGUCUAGGUUUAGUUCUGAUAAGGAGAAGAACAAUGAAUGUGGUAGGUCCUUUGAAUGGUUUCGGCAACACAUUGCGAAUCCAUUUGUGAUCUCCACCUGUACCUCGGGGGCAAUUCUGAUCAAGAAUGAUUUGUGAGGAACUGUUGUGUAACUGCACUCAGUUAAACCUCCCUCUUCUCUUUCUUUGACAACCAAUAAGCUAAGAUUCUUGCUUUUUCUUGUGAAUGCCAAUGUAUAUGAUUGCCAGAGAGGGGAGUCCAAAGGAUGUGUGGAGGUAAACGAACCAUUUCCUUUGUUUCAACAAAAGAGAAAUGAUAUGUGCAUCCAAAAUGGCUUCCGGUUGUGAAUAUAUUAUCAAGGUCUCCUUGCCCCACUUCCAACACCAAAUCCACACUACCACUUUCGAAACAAAAAAGCAGCUUGCACUUAUUUCAGUUACUCACUAUUGAUAUUGAUACACAACAACGUCCUAAGAUGUGGUAUCAUGAAGUUAGUGGAACACAAAAAAAAAAAAAAAAAAAAAAAAAAAAACAGCCACAAAAGCUAAAUGUUGUGUUAUUUUGUGCUUACCUGUUAAAGGUGGUGCUUUGAGGUAAUAUUUGUUGACAGGGGCUGUGCAGCCCAUGCCUGGGACCUCCAAUACAGCAACAUCUUUUAGGGAAAAAUAGAUCGAAAGUAACACACAGCUAGAGAUGUUCUCAUGGCCUAUUGCACAGAGAUGAGCGGAAAGAUAGAGAGGGGGAAAGAGAUAGAGGAGAGAGGAAAGAGGAAGAGCGAGCGCCAUGGGCAGUGGUCACAAUCAGGGCCUAGCCACUUCCCCGAUACGGGGUCACCAAUUGCAUGACAUUAGAUACAGUUAGCAAGACAGUUACCAGGAGUCAUGGACCGCAACCAGGAGAGUAUUGAGUUCCAAGUUCAUUUUAAUACUCUUGAGUCCAAAAACAGUGAAAUAUCUGAUAUCUGGGACCAGUUAUUGUCUAGAUUCAUUAAGGGUGUGAAUACUUCAAAGUUCCAGGUAUUCAUUUCUUUUGUUUGGAUAGCAGGUUGAGGUUCAGGGUUAAAAAACAAAAAAAAGUCUCUCCUUUAGUAAUGUCAGUGACUUCCUGUUUCCCACACCUGUUUGCGAGUAGUGACUUCCUCAGGUUUCUCAUCUCCUACAUGGUUUGAACUCAUCUUCACAAUUCAUACUUCAGUAGUACAGUAACUACAGCUUUUUUCUGAAUACAUAACACUUUCUGGAUGUAAUGAGACAAUAAAAUUGGUUAUCAUAAUUUGGUGUUCACUGGCUUGUGAAAUAGACCCAUCGGUGGCAGGAGGACAGUGGGAAAUAAAAUGGUCAGUAUUUGGAACUACAUAAGACAAAUAAGAAAAAAAGACAAAAAAUCUCAAAUUAUUAAAGUGAAUAUCACUGUGUAAUAUUUAUUCAACUUGUAAUUUAUGUACUCUUUUAACCUUUGUCUUUUUUUGUUAUGACAAAGCAUUUAUUUAAAUAAAGUUAUGUAUUCAUUUAA
This is a messenger RNA of Thunnus maccoyii (southern bluefin tuna), 4455 nucleotides long. It is a transcript of the gene igfbp5b, whose product is annotated as insulin-like growth factor binding protein 5b. Gene Ontology annotation, biological process: regulation of insulin-like growth factor receptor signaling pathway. NCBI's taxonomy places the organism in Eukaryota, Metazoa, Chordata, Actinopteri, Scombriformes, Scombridae. Bases 416 to 1216 code for a protein of 266 amino acids. The record is from RefSeq and is a predicted model, not a curated record. The transcript is spliced from 4 exons. Gene Ontology annotation, molecular function: insulin-like growth factor I binding; fibronectin binding; insulin-like growth factor II binding. Gene Ontology annotation, cellular component: extracellular region.